Molecule: messenger RNA, 2766 nt
Organism: Aspergillus glaucus CBS 516.65
Lineage: Eukaryota; Fungi; Ascomycota; Eurotiomycetes; Eurotiales; Aspergillaceae
Exons: 2
Coding region: 1-2766 (921 amino acids)
Molecular function (GO): ATP hydrolysis activity; ATP binding
Source: RefSeq, a predicted model, not a curated record
AUGGCCGAUCCCACGCAAACCCCAGACUCUACCACCAACAAUACUAGCAACACCCCUGACAGCCAAGACACGGCGCCUGUGGCUACUGUCGUGGAGGAGAUCGACAAGCAGCCCAAGAAGAACCAGCCCGGUCCGAAGAAGACGAAGAAGCAUGAACCAGAACCAAAGCACGAAGAUUCGUCCUCCUCCAGCGAAGACGAAUCCUCAGGGUCGUCGUCUGAUGAGAACACCGAUGAGAGUACGUCCCCGCCAGAAACGGUUUCUUCAGACCCCUCGGAUUCCGAACCAGAGGAAGAGCAACGACGGCAAACAAAGUCAAAGACAAAGAGGUCUAGGCGCAGGAACCAAAAGAAAACGAAGAAAUCCCGAGCGCAUCGCUCAGCAGACUCAACGACCGAGUCCGAUCGCAGCGACAAUGGAUCUGACUCUUCUAAGGAUACCCCACAACCUCCAGCCCCGCAACCUGGAAAUCAGCCGGGUCAAGGCGCCGAGUCUACUGACCUUAUCCUCGCAUUGGCCAAAAGACUGACGGCAAUGGAAGCUGAGCUGAACGAGGCACGCCGCAACCAGAAUCUUGUUCAGUGCAACCAUAGAGCCAGUCAGAAAGAAGCCCCUGAGGAAGAGCCCAAGAAGAGCAAGAAGGAUAAGAUCAAGAUAGGGACCAAGGUGGAGUUCAAACGGGUUGACCAAUUGUGGGACAACACCAUCCAUGACUACAAACUGUCAGAAACCGUCGAAAAAGAAGACGCCGAUGAAUGGGACCAGUACAUCUUCACAGUCCGCCGAACCUUCGACGAUGACAACAAACACGCCUCAACGACGGUGGACAUCAGAAGCAAGCCCCUUCGCGAGGCUCUCACCAAAGUAAUGGCCGGCGUCAAAGGCGUCAGCCUGGUCGAAGAGAAGCCAUCGCUCGAUCCCAACAUGCUCUUCCUGUACCUCGAAGAAACCCGCCAGUACAUGAAGACUCAGAAGCAGCUUUCAAAAACCGAGAAGAAGAGCAAAGUGCGCAAAAGCGCUGCCACCAAAGCUGCCCAUCUCAAGGUUCUCGUCAAAUACCUCGACACCGACUACGCGGAAACCAAGAAGGCCCUGAACGCGAUUCUGAACUCCAACACGAUCACAUUCGAUCUCAUGUGGGCCCUGUUUAAACCAAAUACCAUUGCGUACGCGUCAACAUACGGAAACGAAGACGAGCCCCGCGCUUUCAAGGUAGAAUCCGUCACGAAAUACACCCAUUUCAUCGAUGGCGAGUCGUACAGAAUCAAAGGCCACUACCUAAGCUACGACGGCAAACGCUUCGGCGUGGUCAGCAUAGCAGAAGCCAUAAACGCAUUCAAGGGCUCCCGCAAAAUCACCAGUCUAGAUUGCUACCCGCUGCACCACCACCGCGAAGCGGACGACUUGCGCGCCAAAUUGAUCGAACGCGGUAGAAAGUUCGCCUCGCUAAAGGGCCAGAACUACAAGUACCACCAAGGCAUGGCAUUCUGCAGAAAAGAGCAAGGCGUUGCCAAGAUCAACGUCAACGGCCGUGUCAUGGUCGACCCAACCACCCACACCCGCGUCAACCCUAACUACCCAGUCGACCGCAUCCGCCGAAACCAAGACGACGGCAACGCCGACGCAAACAUAGCCGACGCAGAUGACGACGAAGACGAAGACGCGCUACCAAGCAACAUAAUCGUCUACGAGCAUCGAACCGUCCAAGACCCCAACGGCAAACAACACAGCGUCCGCGUCAAAGUCGACAAAUACGGCAACGAAAUCCAAGACGAGACAAUGGAUGGCAUCGCAGAGCGCGAAUUCACCCAUGAAGAACUCAUCAUCGCCAGCCCCGUCGUGCGCGGCUUCGCCUUCAACGAGAAAAUGUGGCUCGAGUUCUCCGUCUCCGGCAUCCGCGAAAUAGACUGGAACCACCACGCCUUCGACUCCCUCGUCCUGCCCGAUAACCAGAAAUCCAUCGUAAAAGCCCUCGUCGAAUCUCACACUUACAACGAAGCUCAGAACAUCGACGACGUCAUCCAGGGUAAAGGCCGCGGCCUCGUCGCCGUCCUCCACGGGCCCCCGGGAACAGGCAAAACCCUAACAGCAGAGGGUAUCGCGGAACUCCUCAAACGCCCGCUGUACACAGUUAGCAUGGGCGAACUCGGCAUAAACUCCCGUACUCUCGAGAAAGAACUAAACAACAUCCUCGACAUAGCACACACAUGGGGCGCAGUCCUCCUCCUCGAUGAAGCAGAUAUCUUCCUCGAAAAGCGCGGCCUGCACGAUAUCCACCGCAACGCGCUCGUGAGCGUUUUCUUGCGUCUGCUGGAGUAUUUCCAGGGUAUAUUGUUCCUCACGACGAACCGCGUGGAGACUUUCGACGAUGCUUUCCAGUCUCGUAUCCAUAUCGCGCUGCGGUAUGGCGAUCUCACCUCCAAGGCUAAGCGCAGCGUGUGGAAGAUGUUCCUGGGUAAGGUGCAAGCCGUGGAGGGUGUGCAGACGGCCGAUUUCACGGAUAAGGAUCUCGAUGCGCUUGCGCGGCAUAAUAUGAAUGGUCGACAGGUAGGUCCCCUAUAUCCCCCACUUUCUCACUUUGUUUUAUGUUCGAUGUUAACGAGACAGAUCAAAAACUCCGUGCGCACGGCGCAAGCCCUAGCCGUUAAUGAGAAGUCGCCGCUCUCGAUGAACCAUAUCAAGCGUGUUCUCGAGGUCGCCGAGACUUUUGAUCGGGAUCUUCGUGGUGGUCCGGGGUAUUUGGAUGCGAUGAGGAGUUAUACUUGA